Molecule: messenger RNA, 3537 nt
Organism: Colletotrichum spaethianum
Lineage: Eukaryota; Fungi; Ascomycota; Sordariomycetes; Glomerellales; Glomerellaceae
Product: checkpoint serine/threonine-protein kinase bub1
Exons: 4
Coding region: 1-3537 (1178 amino acids)
Biological process (GO): meiotic sister chromatid cohesion, centromeric; protein phosphorylation; mitotic spindle assembly checkpoint signaling
Molecular function (GO): protein kinase activity; ATP binding
Source: RefSeq, a predicted model, not a curated record
AUGGCAGCCUCCGACGAUCUGAUCAACUUCGACGUUAUCGAAGCGCAAAAGGAAAAUAUCCAGGCGCUGCCGAGUGGACGUUCUGCCAAAAAACUGGCCGAACUAUUUUCACCUUCUCCCCUUCACAAGUUGGACACUCCAACGCCAUCUGACACCAAGAACGUCAACGACUGCAUAAGAGCCGAGUACGAGGAGGAAAUCCGCAACAUCUCCGAGUCGGACGACCCUCUUGAUAUCUUCGACCGCUAUGUGCGCUGGACCCUCGACGCAUACCCAUCGGCGCAAGCCACACCACAGUCUCAACUUCACACCCUACUAGAGCGCGCUACCAAGACCUUUAUCGGCUCAUCACAAUACAAAAACGACCCGAGAUACCUCAAGAUUUGGAUGCUGUACAUCCAGUUCUUCUCUGAUUCGCCUCGCGAGACAUUCCUCUUCCUAUCGCGUCACAACAUCGGAGAGACACUUGCCCUUUUCUACGAAGAAUACGCAGCGUGGCUCGAGGGCGCAGGCAGAUGGAACCAGGCGGAGGAGGUGUACAAGCUUGGUAUUGAGCGCGAGGCGAGACCUGUUCAGCGCUUGAUCCGCAAAUUCAAAGAGUUUGAGCAGAGACUCGCCCAACAACCCGACGAAGCCGAGGCGCCUUCAUCACCAGCGCUUCCUACCGUUCGGCCUGCUCUGGCCGCAAAGGCCCCUCGCCCCAGUCAAGGCGUUGGCGGCGCCGCGCCCAAGCCGGGCAAGGCCAAGAUGGCCAUCUUUUCGGACACUGAUUCAGCGCCCCCAGCACUGGCCUCGCGGGGGCCCAGCUCCAAGGGGUGGGACACAAUCGGUUCGCUGGGCGACCGGAAGAAGGAGAACGUGAUGGAGCCUAAACCGUGGGCGGGAGAGACAUUGAAGGCGGGCGGAAAGAAGAGCACUGCUCCUAAGAUGGCUAUCUUCAGGGAUACGUUGCAAUCAAAGUCGCGGCAGCAGUUGCGGUCUUCCCGGGCACAAAUGUCCAAGUCUCACAUCACCCUAGUGCCAUCCAAAAACCAGAUAGUCGUGAACCCCGUGAGCGGAAAGAAGGAGCGCAUCUUUGUCAGCCUCGAAGCUGUUUACCCCACCCCCGAAGAACCGGGCUCAGAGCUUGGUUUCGAGGAAGUCUGGGCCAUGAACCGAGGCUGGUUGGAUGUGUCCUGGGACGAGGAGCCACUAAUCGAAGAGGCCGCUCCUGAGGUGGUGGACACGGAGCCUUCCAUCGUGGACGACCUUGGCCAGAUGGUGCAGGAGAAGCUGGUUGUUCACACAGAAACUGUCAUGAUGGACGAGAAUGGCGCUAUCAUUAAGAAGGAGGGCAAGAGUAAAAAGAAGAAGGUGAUGGAGGUCAACGAGACCCAAAUCAUCAAGGCCAAUCUGGACUCACCAUCCAGGCCAAAGCUGAAGAAGAGAAAUACGGCCGAGCCGACAAUGACGCUUCACACUCGGGCUGCGACUGACGAAAUCUACGAGAUUUUCAAUCAACCCAUUCAGUCCAACUCCCAAGAGGAAGAGGAGGAGGAGGAAGAUGAGAGCGAUGACGACGAUGACUAUGAGACGGACGGCGACUACACGACAGAUGCAGAGAGCACCAUGAUCACACGCCAGGUAGACAUGGGUGACGAUGAUGCUGAUGAAGCGGACGAAGAAACUUCGGAUGUGAAGAGCGUCAGCGAGUGGUCCGACUUUUCCACCCGCAAGCAUGUCCCGGUUCUCAACGAGGAUGCGACACAGUCCGGUGUUGACGACACGCAAGCUUCUGACUUGAUGGACCCGAACUGCGUCGAGGCGACUGGCCCUUUGUCUGAUGAGCAAGCAGAAGCUCAAUACGACCGAGAGUCGGGAGACGAACGGAAUGAGGAAGAGGAGGAGGAGGAUGACGACGAAGACUAUCCACCGAGAACCAAGACCAUGUUCGUUCCGAUACCGCCUGAGGAUUAUGAGCCCAGAACAAGGCCGUUUAGGGACCCGGUCGAAAUGGCCAAUAACCGACUCCCCUUUAUGACUCCUAUCACGGAGAGGACUGAGUCUUCUCUUGCGUUUACAGAACGAAGGGCGAAGUACGAGACCCCAUGCCGCGACGACGUUGAGUCGACUAUCGACGAAGAGGAGCCAUACAUGGAGGAGCCUGGCAGCAGCCCCUUACGGGAGGUCCUUAGUGAGGUUCGACCUGUGAAGAUCGCCCAGCCUCUUCUCGGCAAGGCGAAAUCUGCGUCCGCGAAGCCAGCACCUCCCAAAGGCCCCAUUAUCAAGGAGUUGCAAUGCAACCCGGUCGACGAGGCGGUGAGGAAUGAGAUCCUCGCCAACAUGCAGCCCUCGCUAGACUCGUACCCCGGGUUCUAUGAUCACAGCGAUGAGAAGUAUGAAAAGGGCAACGAGAUCCGCAAGUUCGCCAAAGCCAUGACGAAGGCAGCCAAGAGUGGCUCGGAAAGGACGAGCAACGCAUGCGCUGUGGUCACCAUCGAAUUCCCCGACGUUGCUACUCAAUACACCAUCCGGAAAGAGCUUGGUGCAGGCGCUUUCGCCCCUGUCUAUCUUGUUGAAAACUCAUCCGCCGACCAGGAGGACGAGGAUGAGGAUGGCGUUGUGGCUAUGGGCAAGGGCACGUUUGCUGUCAGCCACCGUAGCCCCUUGGAGGCGCUCAAGAUGGAGCUUCCCCCAACACCAUGGGAGUUCCACAUGAUGCGCCUUGCCCACACGCGUCUGGGCCCCCAGCACCGUGCUGCUGCCUCCAUCUCAUAUGCCCAUGAAUUCCACCUCUACCAAGAUGAGGGCUUCCUCUUCCUCCCGUACCACCCUCACGGAAGUCUUCUUGACGUCGUCAACUUCUUCCGUGCCGAGCCAUCUGCCGUCAUGGACGAGCAGCUAGCCAUGUUCUUCACUAUCGAACUCUUCCGCACCAUGGAGUCUCUGCAUGCCCGCAGUGUCCUCCACGGCGACCUCAAGGUGGACAACUGUCUACUCCGCUUGGACACCGGCUCCAACGACCAACCAUUGUCAUCGCAGUACAGCGCCGACGGCACCGGGGGCUGGGAUGCUCGGGGCGUAACCCUUAUCGAUUUUGGCCGCGGUAUCGACAUGCGCAACUUCGAUCCGGACGUCGGCUUCAUCGCAGACUGGAAGACCAGCGCGCAAGACUGUGCCGAGAUGCGCGAGGGACGCCCGUGGACCUGGCAGAUCGACUACCACGGCCUUGCCGGUAUCGUGUACUGCCUGCUCUUUGGCAAGUACAUCGAGACGGUCCGCUGUGACCAGGGAGGCAUCGGCUCUGGACGCAAGUACCGCGUCCGUGAAAGCCUGAAGCGCUACUGGCAGACAGAGAUCUGGGGCGAGUGUUUCGAUGUACUGCUCAACCCCGGCUCGCAUGUUGCUGCGGAGGACGGCGCCCGCAUGCCGGUGCUCAAGAGCAUGCGCAGCGUCAGGGAGAAGAUGGAGAUUUGGUUGGAGAGCAACUGCGAGAGGGGUGUUGGGUUGAAGAGUCUCAUGAGCAAGGUCGAGGCCUUUGCCAAGGGCAGGAGGUGA